This is a messenger RNA of Caenorhabditis remanei, 2514 nucleotides long. RefSeq lists its product as uncharacterized. The coding region runs from base 1 to 2514 and encodes 837 amino acids. Gene Ontology annotation, biological process: chromatin remodeling. The record is from RefSeq and is a predicted model, not a curated record. The transcript has 7 exons. Gene Ontology annotation, molecular function: protein binding; histone methyltransferase activity. NCBI's taxonomy places the organism in Eukaryota, Metazoa, Nematoda, Chromadorea, Rhabditida, Rhabditidae.
AUGGUUGCCAACUCAUCAUCGGAACCAUCAACAUCUGGCCCACAACCACCAAAGAAACGUGGUCGAAAACCCAAGCCUCGUCCGGCCACGCCCCCUCCAGAAUCUCAUGAUCUAUCAGAUGCCGAACCGGCUGUUGAAGAUCCAUCGGAUCCAUCGACCUCAGAAAAGAUGACUCAGAAGAAGAAGGAUAGAUACUGUAAAUUCCAGUUGAUCUUCACUUCAGACAAACUGAAAAACAGUGUACUCAAUGCGAAUACAGAAGAAUUGAAGGAGAAGAUUAAAAAGUUGUAUAAAGAGGAACGAGCACAAUAUGAGGCACUCGUUGAGGAGGAUCGGAGAGUACAUUAUCAGGAAUGGCUCGACGAUACGUCAGUCGUCAAUAUCUAUCGAAAGAAUCUCAUCGAACGAGUCGGAGAGUACAAAGAACUCAAAGUUGAGCCGUGUUACGGACCUGAGAAUGGACAUCAGACGUGCAUUUCUUGGAUCAAACCUGACCGUGACGAGAAUGGCACCGUGCACAAACGAGAGUACAUGGACACGGCUUGCAUCGAAAUCGGUGAUAUUCGUCCAGGAAUGGUGCAUUGGAUACCGAUAGAGCAGUCGAUUAGGACGAAAGACCAGCUGAGACUCACACAUAUGCCGUUUUUCCAUGACGGAAAAGAUGAUAAUGAAGUGUAUGAUUCGUUGAAUCACUUGUUCCCUGAUGGGAUACAUGGAUUCGCUCACAACUGGGCGUAUAUCAACGACUAUUUGCUCUACCGUGUAAUGCGUCGUGCUCUCGAGAACUACGACGGUAACAUCGACGUAUUCUACUACACAAUCUAUUGUCUCUGGCCGAAUAAAUUCUCCCAGAGACAGCUCUCCUACAUCUUCCCGAAAUACUGCGCCCGAUACGCGGAGCCUGGAUUCGAUUGGCAAAGAUUGGAACACUGGAAGUCGGAAAUUUCGAAGAAUCCAACUCUCGAACAGGCGGCGGCGAAUGUGAUUGAGCCCAAGUGCUACGCGUGUCUCGAAUACAUCUGUGCAGUUCAUGGAUUCGUUGCACAGAUCUCACCGGAGAAUGUGAACGGAGACUUGACGCCCGUCACCCUGCCGUUACCGGAUGCUGAAACUGAAGCGUCUUCAGGAUGUGGACCAGAGUGUUGGAUGAAUUUGGAUGCGCAGACGAUUCUGGAUGAGUUGACACCGAGUGAAGAGGAGAUUGCGGAGAAACGAGCGACGAUUUAUUUGGAUAGGGCGGCGCUUGCCGAGAUGUCAAUACCGGAUGGAGGAAUGAUUGCCACGAUGUAUAUGUGUCAUGACUCUGAUACAUUCUGCGAUUUCGCCCACAAAAAUCUCGAUGGAAAACUCAGCGAGAAUAGCAAGAUUCGAACGUGUCGUGACGCUUAUAAUCUGAUUAUGGGAUUCGCUGAAUAUAUCACGGAACGACGCAUUCAAAUGGGUAGACCGAAACCGAGAUUGGACCACCAAGACCGUGCCAUAAAUUUCCGCGGCACUAAGCUGCGUACUGGCGAUGAGUUAGAGGCGGCCCGCCAAUCGGCACUCCAAACACGUGCAGAGACAGAAGGAAAAACGGUGGAACAAGUGAUCACAGAUGAUGCAGAAGAGGAAGAAAAGAAGAAAACACAAAAUGGGAAAAAGGAGAAAGUGAAGCUGGAAGCGAGGAACGCCUUCAUGGGUUGUAAUCAUAUUGGAGACUGUGGCCCAUUCACUACAGAGUGCUCGUGUAGAUCCAAUGGAACAUGUUCUCAUCUCUGUAACUGUGCUAUGACAUGUGAUCAGAGAUUCCCUGGAUGCAACUGCGCUCCCGGACAGUGUCAAUCUAGUUUGUGUCAGUGUUAUCUCGCGAAUUGGGAGUGCAAUCCGAAUACAUGUCGCAAGUGUAAUUGUGAAGCGAUUGACGAAUCGGGAGAGGUGAAAAAGUGCAAGAACUUCUCAAUGUCUCGAUUUGUACAGAAGAGAAUGUACGUUGCACCGUCGAAAAUCAGCGGAAACGGACUGUUUUUGAGUGAAGACGUCGAGAAGGACGAGUUUAUCACUGAGUAUGUUGGAGAGAGAAUAUCCGAUGAGGAGGCUGAGAGACGUGGGGCGAUUUAUGAUCGAUUCAAGUGCAGCUACAUUUUUAACCUCGAGACCGGCGGCGCAAUCGAUUCAUACAAAGUUGGCAACUUGUCUCGUUUCGCGAAUCACAACGAAAUCAAUCCGACAGUCAAUGCGAAAACGAUGGUCGUCAACGGUGAACAUCGUAUCGGAUUCUAUGCGAGACGCGAGUUGAAGGCCAACACCGAAUUAACGUUUGAUUACGGAUAUGAGAAGGAGCAUAAGGAUGCUGUCAAAGUCAACUCCCAUCGAAAAGUGGCGAAAUCCGGAAAACGUCGUUCCGAUGAGAGUCAACCGUGUUGCUCGUCGUCUGUGAAGCCGCCUUCUUCUCGACGACGACGACGCAAACCUUCAUCUUCUGAAUCCCGAUCUUCAGAAGAGCGUUCAUCAUCACCAAUGGAUACAUCAGACUAA